AUGUCGUCCUCAUCCGCGACGCUAACACGUCUCAUAGUCGUGCUAACAUUAGCGACAGCGCUGCGCGUGCUCCUUUUCCCCCUUUCAAAGUCUUUGGAGCUGGCACGCAGACCAGAGCUAUCAGUGCCCAUCAGCUCCCUCUUCGCCCUACGGGAAGCAUCAUGGUUGCAUUCGCGAUGGAUCGCCGCAGGCUCCUCAUCGCAUGCUCAUCCUUACGCUGGCGAUAAUCCCGUAUCACCGUUGUUGGUGUAUGUGCUGGAGUCAUUCUUGGGAGACGAGCACAAGGAGAUCUGGCUAUGGGCCACGGUGGACUUGGUUGCGGGACUGGUGCUGGCUAGCUGCGCAGCUGUGCGAAGCAGGAACAGCGUCAAGGGGAUGUUACAAGGCUCACCUGCGCUUGGUCCCGAUGUCGCCGCUGCAUUAUACCUCUUCUCUCCUUACACCAUUGCGUCGUGCCUUGCCAAAUCAGCCUCACCAUUGACCAAUCUUCUGGUCUUGCUCAGCACACUCGGUGCAUUGACAGGCUCUCGUUUACUGACAACGACUGCUCUGGCCGGCGCAACGCUGUCAUCAUUGACUCCCAUCCUGCUCGCGCCUCCUCUUCUGAUGCUCUGCGCUCAACGAUCCCCUUCGGCACGGCCGAUUCUGCAUGCCUCCUUGACUUCUUUGGCACUUCUCGCAACGCUGAGCGGAGGACUCUACGCCUCCUAUCACCUCUCCGGUUCAUCUUGGCGAUUUCUGGAGCGCGUGUACAGUCCCAUCAUUCUGCUCCCCGACUUGACGCCCAACAUUGGUCUAUGGUGGUACUUCUUCAUCGAAAUUUUCGAUCAUUUCAGAAAUUUCUUCUUGCUGGUCUUCAACGUCCAUCUGGCUUCCUAUACCGCUCCCAUGACUAUCAAGUAUUCUUCGGACCCUUUGUUCGCUGUCACCGCUUUGAGUGGGGUGAUCAGCGCAUUCAAGAGCUACCCAACAAUGGGCGACACUUCUCUUUUUCUGGCGCUCGUGGCUCUCCAUGUAGAUUUGCUGCCAUAUUUGCGCUAUCCUACAGUGUCUGUGCUUCUGUACCUCUACGCCACCCUGCUCCUUCCCACCUUUCACCACUUGUGGCUUCAGGCAGGCUCAGGCAACGCCAAUUUCUACUAUGCGAUCACACUGGUCUGGGGUCUCGCACAAGGCUCACUGCUGCUCGAUCUCAUGUGGGCGUGGGGCAGAGCGGCGUGGGAAAGGCAAAGACCCAGGAUAUCGCCUGCUCAGGCGCUAGCUGAUGAAAAGAUUGCCAUGCUGCGAGCCAAAGAAUCGCUCGUGCCGCAAAAGCUCGUGCGAGACGUCAUACAAAUUUGA
Ceraceosorus guamensis is the source of this 1341-nucleotide messenger RNA. RefSeq names its product PIG-U-domain-containing protein. Gene Ontology annotation, biological process: attachment of GPI anchor to protein; protein localization to cell surface. The coding region runs from base 1 to 1341 and encodes 446 amino acids. Lineage: Eukaryota; Fungi; Basidiomycota; Exobasidiomycetes; Ceraceosorales; Ceraceosoraceae. The transcript has 6 exons. Gene Ontology annotation, cellular component: membrane; GPI-anchor transamidase complex. The record is from RefSeq and is a predicted model, not a curated record.